Rotaria sp. Silwood1 is the source of this 3285-nucleotide messenger RNA. The record is from the annotation of a GenBank genome assembly. Lineage: Eukaryota; Metazoa; Rotifera; Eurotatoria; Philodinida; Philodinidae.
AUGGUUUUCAUGAAGCCUGAAAGUGCUCUACGACGAGCUGAUGAAUUAAUUGAUGUUGGUAGAAAACAACGUGCUUUGGAAACACUCUUUGAAGUUAUUACAUCACGUCGUCAUCGAACAUGGACGAAAACACAUGAACCAUUAAUGGAAAAAUUUUUGGAUUUAUGUGUUGAAUUAAAAAAAAGUCAAUUGGCUAAAGAUGGUCUUCAUCAAUAUAAAACAAUUUCACAAACGGUAUCGGUUAAAUCACUUGAAGAUGUUAUCAUGAAAUUUCUCAAACAAGGUGAACAACGAUGUUUAAAUGCUCGAAAAGAAGCUACAAAUGCUCUUGUGGAUAUUGAUGAUUUAGAAGUUCUACAAACACCUGAAAGUCUUCUACUCAGUGCAGUCAGUGGUGAAUCACAACAAGAUCGUACUGAUCGUGAUAUGCUUGCACCAUGGUUAAAAUUCGUCUGGGAAUCUUAUAAACAAUGUCUAGAUUUAUUAAAAAAUAAUAAUCGUGUUGAAAAAAUCUAUCAAGAAGUUGCACGAAUGGGUUUUCGUUUUUGUCAACAAUAUAAUCGUCGACCUGAAUUUCGAAAAUUAUGUGAUACAAUUCGUACACAUUUUACACAAUCACAAAAAUAUUCACAACAACUGUAUAGUGUGAAUUUUCAAUUACCAGAAACACAAGCACUUCAUUUAGAAACACGUUUAGUUCAACUUGAUACAGCAAUUGCAAUGGAAUUAUGGCAGGAAGCUUUUAAAGCAGUUGAAGAUAUUCAUGCAUUCACAACAAUAUCGAAAAAAACACCAAGACCACAACAAUUAGCAUCUUAUUAUAAUAAAGUGGCACUCGUUUUUUGGAAAGCAGGCAAUUAUGUAUUUCAUGCAACAACUGUUCUUAAAUUAUAUGUUUUACAUAAAGAACAAAAAAAAAAUAUCACACAUGCUGAAUUAAGUCGUUUAUCAACAAAAGCUUUAUUAUCUAUACUUUCAAUUCCAUUACCAACACCACGAACACAAAUUGAUGAACAUUUAGAAACGGAUGAAACAAUUAAUGAAAAACAAAAACGUUUAACAAGUUUAUUAUCAUUACAACAAAUUCCAACACGUGCAAGUCUUAUACAUGAUAUGAUUAAACAAGGUGUUUUAAAUUUUGUUUAUCCUGAAUUAAAAAAUAUGUAUGAAUGGUUAGAAGUUGAAUUUAAUCCAUUAAAAUUAUCAGCUAAAAUGGAAGAAAGUAUUCAAUUUGUUGAAAAACUUGCUCAACCUGAAUAUUCACAAUAUAUGCCAGCAUUACGUGAUGUAACUGUUGUUCGUUUACUUCAACAAAUUUCACAAGUUUAUCAAACAAUUGAAUUAAAACGUUUUAUUGAUCUUGCACCACCUAUGGAUAAACAUCGAUUAGAAAAAAUUAUUGUUAAUGCUGCAAAAAAUAAUGAUGUUCAAGUUCGAAUUGAACAUAAAUCAAAAGCAUUAACAUUUGGUACUGAUUUAAGUGUUUCAAAUGGACAAUCAACAACAAGUGAAACUGGUCUAAAAACAAAUAUUAUUCAAAAAAUGCCAAAUGAGCAAAUACGUAAUCAACUUUUAUCAAUAUCACGUGCACUUUACGCGUCAAUGGAAAUUAUUAAUGAAAAACCUAAUAAAGAACGUAAUGAUAAAUUAAGACGAGAAAUUGCUCAAACUUAUUAUCGAGAUGAAUUAACACAACGUAAAGAAAUAUUAAAACGACGAGAACUUAUUGAACGUUAUAAAGAAGAAAAAGAAAAAGAAUCAAUAUCAAAGAUCAGACAAGCAGAAAUUGUUUCUCGACAUCAACAAGAUGAACGUGAAAAAGAAGAUAAGAGUCGUCGUGAAGCUGAUCAAAAACGUCGUCUUGCUGAAGCAGCAUUAGAACGUGAAAAAGAAGAACAUCGUUUUAAUAUGAAAAUUGCUAUUGAUAAAUUACGAGAAUCUGAAAUAGGUCGUAAAAUAAUUGAACUUAUUGGUGAAGAAGAAUUAUAUAAAUAUGAUCCUGAAUCAUUAAAUUCUUUACAUAUUGAUGCUGUUAUAAAAUAUAGUCGAGAACAAAAAGAAAAAUUAAAAGUUCAAUAUAAAAAAGUUGAUUUUCUUAUUCGUGCAUUCCAUGAAGCAGAAGUUCCUUUAAUGCAAAAACAAAAUGAAGAUGAAUUACGACAACGUUAUCAAAUUCAACUUGCUGAACGUGAACGUGCUAUUGAACGACGUGAACGUCUUAUACGUAUGGACAAUGAUAAAAAAGAUUUUCUUCAAUCAAUACGUGGACAAAGACAUGAAGAUUUUGUUUUACAUAUGCAAGCAUUUGAACAACGUUUAAAUGUAGCACGUCAACAACGUUUAGAACAAUUACGUCGUGAACAUAUUGAAAAGAAAAAACAAGAUUGGAGAAAACAAAAACAAUUAGAAAAACAACAAAAACAAAAUGAAAAACAACGAAAAAUUCAAGCUGAAAUAGAACGUCAAAAAAAUGAACGUUUAGAAAAAAUACGUGCAGAUGCUGAUGAAAGAAAUAAAAAAUUAGCUGAACAAACUAGAAAACAACGUGAACGUGAAGAAGAAAUUGAAAAAAAAUUACAAGAAGAACGAGAAGCUUCAAGAAAGACAGUAGCUGAAAAUCGUCGUUCAACUACUCAUUAUCAAGAUAAAGAUAAAACCGAUAGUGGACCAUGGCGACGUACACCACGUGAUAAUGAGAGUACUCCACCAUCAUAUGCUGAUUCGAAGGAUAGCCGGCGUAAUCGAAAUGAAGAUCAACGUCCAAGGGGUAAUGAUCGACGUUUAGAUGAACCAUCAUUAAAUAAAGGCUCAUCAAGUGAUUCAUGGAAAUCAAAACCAAGAUCCGAUCAACAAAAUCGUGAUGAUAGACGAGGAUUACCAUCAUCACAACAACAACAACAACAACAACAACAACAAUCAUCACCAUCAUCAUCAGAGCGAUGGACAGAACGAAAUUCUGAAGCAGGAGGCAAAUGGCAAACUGUGGAAAAGAAACGUCCUAAUCAAUCACGACCUGAUAAUGAUCGUCCAUCAAGUCAACGUUCAGGUGAAUCAUCGUCAUCCAGUGGACUUUGGAGAUCAAAAGCACGUACUACAGAUGAAACACGGGAUAAUCCUCGUGGUGGUGUCUCGAAUCCAUCUGAUAAUUGGCGACAAGUGAAUGAAAGUAGUAGUUGGCGCACACGAGAAAAACAACGUUUAAAUAGUUGGCGUGCCAAUGAAAGCGACGAGGAAAAUGAACGUUCUACAUCUGAUAAUCAACAUAUGGGCGGUAAUCGAGAAUAA